CGUAACGGUAGGAAGAAAUACUGACAAACUCGUCAUCAAAAAUUGACAGACACCUUUSUUGUGCGACGAAACCAAACAAAACAACCGUUAAAACUUUCGAGAUGUAUGAUCCAUCCGCAAACCUGAGAUAAAAAAUCUCAAUCUCAAUAACAGCGUAGCGUGGUGGCCAGGGAGCCAGCCAGCCAUGAUGAAUGACCACAACCAAGAAAACACCCCGCUGCUACCACCGAGCAAUAACCUCCGAAGAACCGAGCGAUGGAAGAACACGCGUAUCGGCACCSACAAUUCAAACAGCGAUGACGCGAGCGAGGAGCGGGGCAGUGCGGGGAAGCAACAACAGCGCAAUCGAAGGACAGAGAGAGGAACAAACAACAACAACAACAACACGGCGAUGAUGCACUCGAUGACGAUGAUCCCAAUCGGUCMCAUCAUUGGUGUGUCAAAGCCGAUCGAGAAGUGGUACCGGGGCCUGGUAGUCCGGCAGAGCUGCCACAACCACCUUGCCAGCGAUUUGCUCUCGAAAGACAUGUACCUCAACACCUUAUCAGUGGCUCUGACUGCCAUCACUUCGUCCGCAAUCUUCACGUCGCUCUCGCCGACAGCGGGAGCGACAACAGCAAUGCAAAACAACCCGCACGGGGAUCUGAACAACACGCAAGCAAUGUACAACGUGGGUGGUGUCGACCAGUCCUAUUACUACGCCCCGAUCGACCUGUCGAAUACGCUGGCAGUUAUUGCAGGUGUUAUAGCUGCCCUCAACACCGUGCUGCAGGGGGUGACGAGAACGCUGUACUACGGACAGAGGGGGGAGCGGCACCUGCGGGCCUACAAGGAAUUCUCGAGGCUUCGCUUCCAACUAGAGAGCAUUGUCGGCGACAAACCAAAGUACACGGAGCAYAAGGUGGACCGGGAAAAACUCAAGCGGUGGAUACGGAAGUACGAGGAGGCGUUGGAAGAGUCACCGGUGCGUAUUGUGUGCGUGUGUGAGCGAUACAAACGAUGAGAACAUAUAUUCUUCCUCCUAUGGUGCAACAGCAAGACGAAGUAUUCUUUGUGCUGAUUCUCAUCGUUUUUCGUUUGGUUUGAUUUCGUUCAUGUUWCCUCUUGCCACCACUCUUCUCGCUCUUCUUAACGUGGUCAGAUCAUUCCACAAAAAACCUUCGAACAUGUCGCAAAAGAGCAAGGGAUGAGAAGCCGCCGGUGGCCAAGUGACGAAAAGGAACUGGAAGCRAUCAUGGACGAGGAACGAAACUUGGCGGCGGUGAAAGAAAGCAAGAUGGUGUAGGUUUGCUUGCGUAUACGUUCCGCUGCGUUGUGUGCCACCAGUGUAACAAAUACACGAAUUGUUUACGAGAGUAUCGUACGAAUGUGACCUCRAUUGUUGGGUUGAAGUUGUUGUACGAAAAURUGUGCCGUGCGUAUGGUUAUUUUCAAGAUUGAACUAAUAAGAUCAACCGUACGAGCUGAAUCCAARCAAGAYGAGGAAAAUACAUUAGGGGAGAAGGAAUACGAAGGAGGAAUCACUACAGCAUUGAUUGACACAAGUAGCAUGUUUACGACGAAAUAAACUUUUCAAAUACUUGGACGACAAGAUUACACCUUUUAUCUGCUCAAUUCGUACGGAUUGACUUCGUACCGUAGAUUUUUCAUUACGAUUCUUGACACCAUGAAUUCACUCCCUAUUCAGACCCACACCAUUUCCAGGGCUGUUCAGUKCCAUCCGACUGGUUUCUGCGUUAAGGUGGUGGAGAACCGCUACUAGAGUGGGUCCUACGAAAGUUCUCUGACGAUGCACCGCUCAAUGACAUUUGUAGAACCAUCAACUUAAGGUUCUGAGAAUUUUCUUGAAAGGAGAACUGAUCAGCACGAUAGUACAUUUUUUUGUUUUAAACGUUGGUUGCAUACAAUGUUAAUCAAAUAUAUUGGAUCGCACCCAGCAUCAGACCCGUAUGACCAUGGAAAUUUCUCCCCGGAGUUCUUUGGUGGUACAAAAUUUAAAAAAACCCGCGAGAGAAUCAGUGUCACGAACGUUUUUCAAAAGUUCGUACCGUUUGGUCCGAACCAAAAAAGUCUUCGAAAGAAACAUAUAAAUUCGUCUCGGUGUCCGAUGGUACGGUACCUUACAUGUCAGAACAACGUAAUCCAGGACCGGGUGAAAAAAGUAAUGAUAUCUCUUGCUUUUUUCCCUGAAUUACUACUGAGCGUGAUAUUUUUCUAACAUUUAUGACAUUUUCUCGAGCGCACGUGAUAAUUUUGUCACGUACGUGAUACUUUGUGAUAGUAUUUAGUUAUCCAAUUUAGUUGCUUCCAGCACCAAAAGUAUUUUCCAGUGGCCAYUGAAUGGCUUAUACAACCAAAAAGAAAAUUAAUUGCAUAAAGACAU
This is a messenger RNA of Pseudo-nitzschia multistriata, 2383 nucleotides long. Lineage: Eukaryota; Bacillariophyta; Bacillariophyceae; Bacillariales; Bacillariaceae. The record is from the annotation of a GenBank genome assembly.